CACACGCCUCCUCGGGGUCUCCAAGAUGGACGACGAACGGCUCAUUUUCGAAGUGGAGAACCGAACCGUUUUAUAUGACACAGCGCACCCUUUGUAUAAAGACAACAGUCAGAAGGAAAGGGAAUGGGUGAAGAUAGCGGAUGUUUUGGGAACAAGCACUGAAAAAUGCAAGAGCCGAUGGAGGAAUCUCCGCGACGUGUUUGUCAAAAAAAACAGGAGCGUUCAACCCCCACGUGGAUCCGCCAAGGUGGCCCAAAAGGAGUGGAAGUUCCAGGGCAUCAUGUCCUUUUUGCUGCCGUACGUGCAGCCAAGGCCCUCAAACGGCAGCCUUUGUCCCAAACCUACAGAAGAUUUAGACCGCGAGGGAACCGACGCGGAGGAGCGACCCAGCGGCACGUCGACGCCGUCGACCUCGACGGAGGCCGAAGUGAUGUCGCCCAGCCCCGCGGCGCCCCCUGCAAAAAAAACAGCCAAAAAACGGAAAGGCGCGGUCACGCCGGUGGAGGAGCGCAUACUGUCCAUCCUGGAAAACUUAACCUCGACAAACACAGACGACGAGUCCUACUACUUUGCGCUCAGCACGGUGCCCAUGCUGUCAAAAUUAAGUUGCCACAAAAAGCGCCGCGCCAAGAGGGCCAUCUUGCAAAUUUUAGAAGAGCUCAUGGACGAGCCGGACGCACAACAGACAGACGGCCCGGCGUCGACGUGGGGACACAACUACCCGGCCCAUUUAAGUUCCCCAACGUCCCCCGUUAUAAAAGUGGAGGACUUUCACAGCAGCUGAGACAUGGCCAGACACGGUCUUGUGAGCGAGUUUGCCCUGAAAGCAGACCGCGAGACGCAAGAAGAGGUCUCCAAACACCCUAAAAUGUCAUCGUGGGACCUACAGCUGACUCUGCCAACCGUUGAGAUGAAAGUACAGCGAGGAAGAGGCAGCGCAAGGGGAACUUCCAGGGGAG
This is a messenger RNA of Fundulus heteroclitus (mummichog), 959 nucleotides long. RefSeq names its product transcription factor Adf-1. Lineage: Eukaryota; Metazoa; Chordata; Actinopteri; Cyprinodontiformes; Fundulidae. Gene Ontology annotation, biological process: regulation of transcription by RNA polymerase II. Gene Ontology annotation, molecular function: DNA binding. The coding region runs from base 26 to 784 and encodes 252 amino acids. The record is from RefSeq and is a predicted model, not a curated record. Gene Ontology annotation, cellular component: transcription regulator complex; nucleus. The transcript has 3 exons.